Messenger RNA from Habropoda laboriosa, 1514 nucleotides. It is a transcript of the gene UQCR-C2, whose product is annotated as cytochrome b-c1 complex subunit 2, mitochondrial. Gene Ontology annotation, molecular function: metal ion binding. Gene Ontology annotation, cellular component: mitochondrion. Lineage: Eukaryota; Metazoa; Arthropoda; Insecta; Hymenoptera; Apidae. Bases 32 to 1360 code for a protein of 442 amino acids. The transcript is spliced from 7 exons. The record is from RefSeq and is a predicted model, not a curated record.
AGAGCUUUUUGAAUCAUCGUCAGGCAAGAAAAUGGUUGGGUCGAUUGUACGGUCAUCUUUGCUGCGUGGUUUCACGGUCAGACAUGCAGUUACAGCAGCUGCACAAAGUUGUAGUGCUGUGCCUGAAUGCAAAGUUUUGAGCAAUCAGGUCAUUAUUGCUACUUGUGAUAAUAAUUCUCCUAUUGCACAGGUGUCCAUUGUUUUCAGAGCUGGAUCAAGAAAUGAAACAUAUGAUACUCAAGGUACAGCACAUUAUUUGCGGCUAGCAGCAGGAUUAAGUACAUCUUCUUCCAGUGCCUUUGCUAUAACAAGAAAUAUCCAACAGCUUGGAGGAAAUUUAAUAACUAUUCUUGAUCGUGAAACUAUAGCAUACACAUUGCAAGUCACUACAGACAAUUUGUCAGAUACUCUUAAUUUCUUGGAAUCUGCUGUUACUAAGCAAGUCUUUAAACCAUGGGAAAUAUCUGAUCAGUUACCUAGGUUAAAAAGUGAACUAGCUUCUUUGCCUGAAACAACUUUGGUAAUUGAACUCUUGCACAAAGCAGCUUAUCGCAAUAGUGGGCUUGGAAAUUCUCUUUUUAUACCAGAAAAUCAAAUAGGUAAAAUUGGUUCAGAAACUCUACAACACUUUUUCAAUACUUGGUGCACAACACCUAGAUGUGCAGUUGUUGGAACUGGUGUUUCAUUAACAGACCUUACUACUUUAGCAUCAAAUUUAAGUAUAAACACAGCAGUUAAUUCAGAUGAAUCUUCAAAAUACUGCGGUGGAGAAAUUCGUAAGGAAGCUGCAUCAGAUUUGACUAAGGUAGCACUAGCUGUUGAAGGUGCAAAUUUGAAAAGUGACAAAGAUGCCUUAGCAUGUGCAGUACUUCAAAGAGCAUCUGCUAGUGGACCAAGAGUUAAGUGGGGGGUCAGUGGAAGUCCACUGUAUAAAGAAAUUUCAAGCAUUGCAGGUGCAGAACCAUUUGGUCUAUCAACCUUUAAUGCCAGCUACACUGAUUCAGGACUUUUCGGGGUUGUUUUAUGUUCACAACCCGAUUUAGCAGGAUCUUUGACAAAAGCAUCUCGCAAAUGGUUGAAAUCCAUGAAACUAUCUGAUAAUGAUAUCGCUCGUGGUAAAAGUAUAUUGAAAACUGAAGUUUUAGAUUCAGCAGACAAUGCACUUUGUUUGUUGGAAUCUAUGCAACAACAAGCUGUACUUAAAGGGAAAGUCUCUUCACCGGUAUCACUCGCUAAUGAUAUCGACAAAAUUACUCCAUCUGACGUUCAAGCUGUUGUCGGUAAAAUUAGCAGAGGAAAAUUAUCCAUGGCUGCCAUUGGUAAUUUGAGAACUGUACCAUAUAUCGAUGAACUAAAUUAAACUCAACACCUUUUCUUCCAAAGAAACAUGUAGCAUGAUGAGUUGGAUAUCAACUCUCUUCAAUAACGUGAAGAUUGAGAUGAAGGUAUACAUAAGCUACCGAUUCGAAUCGCCACAACGUAUUUAAUAAUUGUGUGCAUUUCAUUACAGUGAA